Messenger RNA from Cottoperca gobio, 327 nucleotides. RefSeq names its product ghrelin/obestatin prepropeptide (gene ghrl). NCBI's taxonomy places the organism in Eukaryota, Metazoa, Chordata, Actinopteri, Perciformes, Bovichtidae. The transcript has 4 exons. Bases 1 to 327 code for a protein of 108 amino acids. Gene Ontology annotation, cellular component: extracellular region. The record is from RefSeq and is a predicted model, not a curated record. Gene Ontology annotation, molecular function: growth hormone-releasing hormone activity.
AUGUUUUUGAAAAGAAACACCUGUUUGUUGGUCUUCCUGCUGUGUUCUCUGACCUUGUGGUGCAAGUCGACCAGCGCAGGCUCCAGCUUUCUCAGCCCUUCACAAAAACCUCAGAACAAGGGGAAGUCUUCUAGAGUCGGUCGUCAAGUCAUGGAGGAGCCUAGUGAACCCACGGAGGACAACCACAUCACAAUAAGUGCCCCCUUUGAAAUUGGCCUCACUUUGACGGAGCAGGACUUUGAGGAGUACGGGGUCGUGCUGCAGGAGAUCAUUCAGCGUCUGUUGGAAAACACAGAGACUGCAGCAGAGAGACCAUCACGACUUUGA